Molecule: messenger RNA, 4550 nt
Organism: Styela clava
Lineage: Eukaryota; Metazoa; Chordata; Ascidiacea; Stolidobranchia; Styelidae
Product: exostosin-2-like
Cellular component (GO): membrane
Molecular function (GO): glycosyltransferase activity
Source: RefSeq, a predicted model, not a curated record
UAAACUUAUGUUUUUAGAGAAUUCCAUCAUGUAUAGGGUAAAAAAUGAUUCUAGGAGUGUUAGGGGGGUCCGAGCAGUUUAUGUUGCUGCCAUUUUCACACUUUUGCUGUUUAUAGUCAUCUUAUUAUGGAUCAGUUUCCCUUUGCGUCCACAUAGUGAAGAAUUGGAAAGGCGGAGGAAACUUAAACUAGACAUGGCUGCGAAUCUACCAGAAAAAGUUGUUACAAAAUUCAACGCUUUGCCAUCAGAAACUGGAGAUCUGAAUUGUCGUAUGUACAGUUGCUUCAAUGUGUAUAAGUGCGAUGGUCAAGCAAAAAAUCAAAAUAAAAUAUCGGUUUAUUUGUAUCCACUCGCGAAGUAUGUGACUGAAACUGGUGAUGAGCUGACGCCCUCUAUUUCAAAGGAAUUUUAUGAACUGUAUACUGCGAUAGCCGACAGUGAAUAUUUCACUGAUGAUCCUAAUAAUGCUUGUCUCUUUAUACCACCCGUGGAUUUACUCAAUCAAAAUAAUUUGAAUGUGAAAGAUGUUGCACAAGUGCUUUCCUCAUUACCUUAUUGGAAUGAAGGAGCAAAUCACAUACUUUUUAAUAUGGUGCCAGGAAGCUACCCAGAAUUCAACACUGUAUUGGAUGUACCACACGAGAAAGUUAUUAUCGCUGGUGGUGGCUUUUCUCAUUGGACUUAUCGUCCCGAAUACGACAUCAGUAUACCAGUGUUCAGUUCUGUCGUAAACAGCAUAGACCUUGCUGAGAAACCUUUGAAUCUUUUUCGUUCAUGGCUACUGAUUUCUUCACAAACUAAUAUACACUCUGAGACUAGAUCCUUCCUGGGAAAGAUUGAGUCUCAAGAACAUGAUGUUCUUGUACUUGAGAAAUGCAGAAAUGUACCUGAAGAUGUUUCAUUACAAUUACGAAGAUGCAAUAGUAAUCAAAUGAAACAUGAAAAAUAUCCAGAGAUCCUACAAGAUGGUGUCUUUUGUCUCAUAUUGAGAAGUGCUCGCCUUGGUCAAUCUACUCUUUCGGAUGUUCUGAAGGCAGGAUGCAUCCCUGUUUUCGCAACCGAUGGUUAUAUCAAACCAUUCUCAGAAGUUGUAGACUGGACUCGUGCUUCGGUUACAGUCCGUUAUGAAGAUUUACCUAAUGUUGUCAAUAUUCUUAGGAAAAUUUCACCAACUGAAGUGAAGUUGAAACAAAAAAGGGUAAAAUGGAUCUGGGACAACUAUUUCAGUUCUAUGUCUGCUAUUGCAUUGACGACACUUCGGGUUAUAAACGACAGAAUAUUUACUCAUAAAGCAUUAAAAUAUGAAGAUUGGAAUGAACCUGUUGGAUCAAAAAGCAUUAAAUCACCUUUGUUUCUACCUUUGAUUUCACCAAAAGAGGACGGUUUUACAGCAAUAGUGCUGGCAUAUGAUCGAAUAGACAGUUUAUAUCAAGUUGUUUCUGCUAUUGAUAAAGUUCCAAGUUUAAAGAAGGUCAUUGUGGUUUGGAACAAUCAAAAGAAACCUCCCCCACCUACAGAAGAAUGGCCUGUUAUCACUCGACCAGUUAAAGUAAUAAGGACGACCUCAAACAAACUCAGUAACAGAUUUUAUCCAUUUGCUGACAUAGAAACAGAAGCCAUACUUGCAAUUGAUGAUGACAUUGUAAUGCUAACUGCUGAUGAGAUAGAAUAUGGAUAUCAGGUUUGGAGAGAGUUUCCUGAUAGAUUGGUAGGUUUUCCACCCAGACUACAUCUGUGGGAUGAAAAUGGCCAUCUCAAGUAUGAAUCGGAAUGGACAAAUGAUGUAUCGAUUGUAUUAACUGGUGCUGCAUUCUAUCAUAAAUACUUCAACUAUUUGUUCUGGAAUAAGAUGCCUGAUGGAAUUCGAGAUUUUGUUGAUGAUCACAUGAAUUGUGAGGAUAUUGCUAUGAAUUUCUUGAUCAGCAAUUAUACAGGAAAAGCUCCGAUCAAAGUAACUCCCAGAAAGAAAUUCAAAUGUUCAGAAUGUCUAACUGGAGGAAGUUUAUCACUUGAACAAUCUCACAUGGUGGAAAGGUCGACCUGCAUGAAUCAUUUCAUGGAAGUAUAUGGAACAUUGCCGUUGAAAACUGUUAAUUUUAGAGCAGAUCCUGUCCUUUACAUGGAUGAAUUUCCUGAUCGAUUAAAAGCAUUUCCAGAUAUGGGUUCCUUGUAACGUACUUCAUUCCAUUAUAUAACUGAAUAGAGCAUUCGUAAAAGCAAAAAAUGCUUGUGGUAUUUAACAGAUCUAAUGAGUAAAAUUUUGAUUUCUUCUCUCGAUUUCUGUGCCAAUGGCUUUGCUUUUAGCAAAGAUCGGGAUCUUCAAAGUGCAUAUCGUAAAUUAUUCAUUUGCGCAAAUUAAGUUACAGUAUAUUAGGUUCAUUCAAGUUUGCAUUUUCACUUUUACAUAGCUAUUUUGAACAUACUAUGUGUUCGACAGUUCUGAAAUAUAAUUUGUACUAAACUUUCUUAGAAAAUUUGGCCGCUCCAGAAGUGUGUGAUAACUAAUUUUGUUCGCCUACUUUACAUCAAGUUGUGUAAAGGGACUGGAAGCUAUGGGCAGGGGGUAUAUUCACUUGGCUAACACAGACAGUCCCCGAACUCGUAACAAAACUAAAAUAAGGAAAAUUGGAAUAAGCCUAACCUGGUACACACACUACGGAAGUACCGAAAAUUGUACUUAUUCUCAUUGAAGCACAUCCCAACCCCUCAGAGAUUUAUUUUUAUUGGACUGGUGUAGAUUCGAACCCAGGGGCCAGGAUCUUAUUCAAUUUUAUCCACUGCCUAUGUUUACUUAAUAUAUCAGCGAAACGGUGCAGAAAUUUCAGUUUGCACUUUUUUUUUUCAUCAUGUUUUAUAUUGUUCAAUGCCAUCAUCAUAUUUUGUUUUAUUGAAUACCAGCAUAUUCGACAAUUGCCUUCCAUGGAGGAUGAACUGAUUGUAUUUUUUCAUGUUCUUUCUUUGAUCUCUUUGUAUUUAUUGGUUACUUUUGUUUUCUGUAGUUUAUAUUUUUAAAAACAGUUAUUAAGUGAGUCGUGAUGCAGUCGUACAGCGGUAUCUGAAUAUCUCCUGAAUUUUGUUCAUCUGUGAAUUUUUUGAAUUAUUCCCUCUAGUAGUAAAAUCCUAAUAUAUGUCCAACCUCAAAAAUUUGACACAAAUAUAUAUUUUGCUACGAUUAUGACAAAAUUCGGACGAGAAAAACAAAUACAGGGUGUCCAAAAAGUUUCGCCCGAUUUCAUAGCAAUACCAAUUGCAAAUUUGAAUAAAUUUUGUUGUAUGAUAAAAUGGACUAUAACAUCCAACAUCUAUAACUUCCAAUUAGAUAAGGCUGACUAUUAAUCUUUUUUAUAAAUAAGAAAAAAUAACAUUUGAUUAUAAAGACUUUAUAAUCGGGCGAAUCUUUUUAAACACCCUGUAAAUUCAUCAAUUUGUAAUGACAGGCUGACUAUUAAUUUUUUUUAUAAUUAAGAAAAAAUAACAUUUGAUUAUAAAGACUUUAUAAUCAGGCGAAUCUUUUUGGACACCCUGUAGAUUCAUCAAUUUGUAAUAUCAAAAAAUCUUCAUUAUCGAUGGUUUCGCGUUUGGUUGAACCCAAUUUUUGAAUGUCCAAAUAACAUACUCUUAUUUGUCAGAGUUAUUGUCUGUUACUAAAAUAGACCAUGGCUGGAUCAUCAAAGAACAUGAACCAGACUUUAAAAGUGGAUGUUCACUUUAUAUGCCUACUUACUGGUAGUUUUUGAUUUUCGUAUGAAUUUCUUCAUUUUAUUUGUAGCUUACUGCAUCAUGUAUUCAGUUUCAUGUUAUAUUAUUUGUUUGGUCUCUUUUUUAUAUUCCAUACAUUAUUAUAGUACCUUUUUUAGUACAAUUUUAUGUGAUUUUCAUUUCUUUGUUGAUUCAAAUAGUGUUCUCUGCUACUCCAAUUGAUUUUGAUCUUCUUAUGUCACCUUCUGGCUAAAUAUUUGACUAUUUCUUUAAAAUAACUUUUCUUAUUGGUCAAUAAUUUCAGCAUUGUUUUGUCAUAAUAGUUGGGUAACGUUUGUACAACUAUGUCUCAUGUUCCUUAUGUAGCAAUUUUGAACUUCACUAUAUUUCUCUGCAUUCGGAUUUUUGUGAUCCACUAUUUUUGGAGAUGCUACUUUUAAAUUUCAGUAUUAUUUGUCGUAAUGUGUAAUGUAGCACUCUCCCUAGCUAGCAAUUUCGAACUUCGAUAUUUUUCUUUGCCCUAGGUUUUUUGUUACUAAUUUCACUCAAAUAUGAGCAUGUAAUUUUCCCCUUUUGUUAAAAUAUUGUUUAUCUGUUAAAAUAUCUGUUUUCCUAAACUCGCUAAGACAAAAGAUUAAACCAUUCCAGGAAUCUUUUUUAUCAAUGAUUAUUUAUGGAAUGGAUAUCUUUGUGCUGGGUUGAAAGUCCCCUCAUAGGGUUGAAUUACCAAGUUUUACUAUGUUACCUUCUAUUAUUUAUUGUAUUCUGAUUGUCUUUUUAUAUAUCAUCAGCAUUAUAUGUACAAUGUUAAGUUCAGCUUUGCCAAGCAAUAAAAUUUGUUGAAGUGUCUA